GAUGUUUAAAGUGGGCGAGAUAAGGGACAUGAAGAGAAAUAGUGAGCUUGAAACUUUAUCGAGUGAGAGCCCUCAAACUCCUCCAUUUCUCAAUCGUCAACACUAUUCACCAAUGACUCGAGUUUCUCCUCCUCCUUCACGCUCCUUCUCUAUUGGGUUUCCUUCACCUGAAAAAAGUUCACCAUUUGAAGACCGACGACAACAACGACCCAAUUUUCAUCAUUAUGGAUUACCUGAUUUUCAUUUCGGAAAUAAUAAUGCAAAUGAAAAUAAAAGGGUCCAUGAUGGUUUUGAUUUGUGUGAGAAUCUAUACCAAAUGCAUAUUGGAGAUGAAGAAAUAAAUGGAGUUGAUUCUGCUGAAAGGAGGGGAUCCGAGAGCGAUCCAUAUGGUUUGGGCCUUUGUGUCGAUGCUGUUUCUUCUUAUAAUGCUGGAAAGUAUAGUUCAUAUGAAGGGUUUAACAAAGGGUUUCAAUCUUAUCCACAACAAGUUUCUACGUGUUUUGAUGGUAAUGAUGUCAUGAGGUCUACAUUGCUUGGUGGAAACGAAAAGGAUGAUUCAUUGGGGUCUUAUGGUAUUGGUUACAAUCAGUCCAAUGAUUUGUUUUCAAAACCGAGUUGGUACAAUAACCGGAGAGACUAUAUUUCGGAGAAGAGAAUGGAGCAGUGCAGGAGUUUUAACAAUGGGGGAAUUCUAUUACAGAAUGCCUUAAGUACAAGGCCCUACUGUGAUAAUCUUUUUGUCUACUCACAGCAAUGCGGAAUGGAUGGUAAUGGAGGUAGAGGUGUCACUGAUUCUUUGAGUUCUCCUGGGUUCUUGCACAGUAAGAUUCCUAUUGUGGAGGAUCAUAGUGUCAUCAAACAAGGAAGAGAUUUGAAGUAUGGUGUUGUUGACAACUUGGGCCAUGAUUCAUUCAAGUGUCAUAAGAAAAAAUCUCUCAAAGGGAUUGCAAUGCAAAACCUUAAAGAUAAAAGAUCUAAACUUGAUAGAAAUCAUGGAAAAAAUGUAAGACUAAUGCCAAGUCCAUAUUCCUUGGUUGAGUUUCGAGGAUGUAUUAAUUAUAUGGCUAAGGACCAGAAUGAUUGUCGCUUCUUACAAAGGAUAUUUGAUGAAGGAAGCUAUUUAGAUGUUCAAAUAAUAUUCAAUGAAAUUAUUCAUAAUAUUGUUGAACUUAUGAUGGAUCCCUUUGGCAACUACCUUGUGCAAAAGUUGCUGGAUGUGUGCACUGAAGAACAAAGACUGCAGAUUGUUCUCAUGGUGACAAAAGAAGCAGGACAGCUAGUGAGGAUUUCCUUAAACACACAUGGUACUCGUGUAGUACAGAGGUUGAUUGAGACUCUCAAAUCCAAACAUCAGAUUUCUCUUAUCAAAUAUGCUCUUAAACCUGGAAUUCUCGAUCUUAUCAAGGAUCUCAAUGGAAAUCAUGUCUUGCAGCGCUGCUUGCAAUGCCUUGACAAUGAAGAUAAUAAGAUUAUUUUUGAGGCUGCUGUACAAUUUUGUGUAGAUAUUGCUACUCAUCGUCAUGGAUGCUGUGUGUUGCAACGCUGCAUUGCUCAUUCUACUAGGCAACAUCGAGAUAACCUAAUUACUCAAGUUUCCAGAAAUGGACUUCUUCUUGCUCAAGAUCCUUUUGGAAAUUAUGUUAUUCAGUACAUCAUAGAGCUAAAGGUCCCCUCUGCCGCUGGCAACUUACUUUCUCAGUUCAAAGGGCACUAUGUUCACCUCUCAAUGCAGAAAUUUAGCAGUCAUGUGAUUGAAAAAUGCCUCAAGCAUUUUGCAGAAAGCCGGUCGCAAAUCAUCCAUGAGUUGAUCUCUGUUGUACACUUUGAACAAUUAUUGCAAGACCCUUUUGCCAACUAUGUCAUUCAAUCUGGUUUAGCUGUAACCAAGGGCCCUCUUCAUGCUUCUCUAGUUGGAGCUGUCCGACCUCACACAAUCUUGCGAACCAGCCCAUAUUGCAAGAGAAUAUUCUCGCGAAACCUCCUGAAAAAGUGAUGGAGUCACUUUGCCAGUAUUUUAGUGCUUCCAAAGUUGCUAGCUGUUCACUACUAGUCAUGUCCUUGGGUUGCAAGAUACAUAGAAUGUACAUGAAUUCUGGUGCCUCCUGUUGUGGUGGAAGGCUUUACAGCUUCGUAUCAGUUGAAUCACCUUCAAGAAUUCCAAGGAUGUAGAUGGAAAUUUUGCUUCUAGUUGUUCAAUAUGUUGUUUUAACUUGUAUUAUUGUGUAUCUU
Messenger RNA from Hibiscus syriacus, 2229 nucleotides. Its product is annotated as putative pumilio homolog 7, chloroplastic. NCBI's taxonomy places the organism in Eukaryota, Viridiplantae, Streptophyta, Magnoliopsida, Malvales, Malvaceae. Gene Ontology annotation, cellular component: cytoplasm. The record is from RefSeq and is a predicted model, not a curated record. Bases 2 to 1993 code for a protein of 663 amino acids. The transcript has 5 exons. Gene Ontology annotation, biological process: post-transcriptional regulation of gene expression. Gene Ontology annotation, molecular function: mRNA binding.